Molecule: messenger RNA, 756 nt
Organism: Macrosiphum euphorbiae (potato aphid)
Lineage: Eukaryota; Metazoa; Arthropoda; Insecta; Hemiptera; Aphididae
Source: the annotation of a GenBank genome assembly
AUGGAUAGAUAUAUUAUACCAAAUAUAUUCAUUUUGCUUGUUAUUAUAUCUUCCGUGGUGGCAGACUUGAUUAUAACAGAAGAAGAGGAACGCGAAAUCUUGCAGUUUCAGAAAUUAAUAUGUCCUCCAAUUGGAGAAAUAAACGAAUUUGAGUUAACGACUUUAUAUACUACGACGAAAAUGUUUGGAUGCGCCUACCUGGGACUCGACAAGCCAAGUAGCCCUAUACCAUUGUUUCAUUUGUGGGUGGAAGAUCCACAACUCGUGAUAGACAACAAUAGAGACAUGCGUGGAAGUUGUCGCCGCACGCAUCAAAUGGACCACUUCAUGUUCAAAUGUAUGUCAAGAUUUGUACCAACCGAUAAAGUAGAAUAUCUAAACAACUGGAGGUAUGCAUCACUACUGGAAUAUACUGCAGGUCAUCAAUAUAAAAAUAUAACCACAAAGAAAUCCUAUAGAUGUGCCAUGUACCAUGUGGUUAACGAUAUCGAAAUGGAUAUUAGAUCAAUCCGGAUGGUGAUUAGUAAGCCUGUAACAGGAGAGACAUUUGAUAUAAGCCAGUGCGACGGGUUAUCGGCUCUUUUGGGACGGGAAGAUCUGCCAAUGCUCCCUAAGGGGAUGCGAUAUUGGCCGGACGGAUCCAUGCUCCUAUUUUUAUUAGGAAGAGCGCCGACUCCCGGAACUUCACCCAAUCCAAUUACUAAGUUUCUUCCAGGCCAGGAUAACAGCACCAUGAAAGGGCUUCUACAAAAAUAG